UUCCAUGUUCCCUUCAUCCUUCUCAUUCCCUUGCUUCGCAACCACCAUGGAUCCAUCCAUGCCAGAACACGACUACCCCGCUGCAUCCAGUCAGGCCACUCAAGAUGCAGUGCGGGACCUGACAUCUUGCAUCCAGCAACUACGCAGUCUGAUUAACCAGGAAAAUGAGCGGCGGGACCCUCAACGAAUUCGACAGCUCGCUAAGCAAAACGAUCCUAUUUUGAAGGCCCUCGAUGAGGAGAUUGACAGUGGACGACCAACACAGGUUGUAGCAUGGAAGAAGGUACAGCUGAUGCCACAACAGGAUAUUGAUGCAGAGAAUGAAGCCUAUAUGAAGAGGUAUACAGCCUUCUGGGAGGAGUUUGCAUCCACACCAGUCGACAAACAGGUCGCCGAAGAUGCAUAUGAAUUGGCCUUUGAUCAGUUUCCUCAAGUUUAUCGCUCUUUAGGCUGGCACAAAAAUGAUGAUCUUCUCUUUGACGCAGUGGUCCUGACCCGGUAUCGCGAUACUCUUCUAGCAGCACUCUUUGCCAUCGAGCCCUACAGGCUGAAGCACUUGCAUGGCCCUCUGGAACAAUCCAGAGCAGCCUUUGAAUAUUCGCGGUUACCUCGCCUGCUUUUAAUACUUGUUCGACUGGAAGCACGACGGAAUGAUGCGCUUGAAUGCCGGAAUGGAUCCUGUGUCGACUGCCGAUACUUUGAUGCUGAUCAAACGCUCAACGUAUUGAUGGAAGUCGGACGAUCACUACGCCUUAUCAGGCUAGGUGGGGUGAAUGAGAUGUCUCUAGAAGAGCUUUUGCAUCGAUGCUACGCUCGACGGAUUAUAACUCAACCUAAUGCCGACGAUUCCGAUCUUAUUCGAUACCAGUUCCAUCUCAUAUACGAUUGUCUCGAUGCCUUGGACUUUACAACUCGGUUCCGCGAGAUUAGAGACCCACUUUCUCUCACUUUCUAUCUCCAGUAUAAGACAGAGCCGAUUCACAAGAUUUUCGAAAUGGUCAAGUCUCAUACUAGUGUAAUGGAUGGCAUUGAGAAAUUCAAAGAGCUUCCUCUAGAGCAAUCCCUCAGCCCAACCUUUUCACCAGAGACGUUCACAGUUCAAUACCUGCAAGAUUUUGGGGGACUGAAUAUCGAGUGGACGGACUGCUUGGACGAUCACCUCAAAAUAUUCACUGGGCGUCAUGCCAUCAGAAUCUUUGCCCACCCUACAUUCUUCUACAAUUGUCAAGAUCUCCAUGAAAGAGAUUAUCUUGACCCGAUAUACAGAGAGCUUUCCGAUACAUACGCCCUGCUUUUUAGGCCCUCAUCGAGAAAGGGCAUACGGCAAUUGGAGCUUGGACGACGAAAGACACGAUUUAGUGAGCGUCAUUCAGCUCAGAAACGAGUAGUCGGCAAAACUAUCGAUAACAACUCAAGCAAUGCAUCGUCGCGUGUCUUGGAGAACUUUCACCGCUGCUCACUUCCUCCCACCAUCCAAGCGGCAUUCAACAUCGCUAGUCCGUCUCUCAAUAUUAUGGACACCAGCUCCUUCAACCAACACAAGGUGACAUCCACUCCUAUGCGAGAAAUUCACUCGUGUGCGCCAUAUUACCCAGAGGAUAUUGAAUUCAUGAUCAACUCAAUCUUUGAACAUGAAUUACAUUCCGACGAGCCCUUUUUACGUUAUGAUUACUUUGGGCCUCGUUUGCGUCGGCUCAAAUCCUACCUUGACAAUCGACAACCAAAAACUCUCAAACAAAUAUGGUGCGAUAGAAGAGAUACCCGGGCAUGGUGGACCUUCUGGGGUAGUGCCUUCUUUUUGAGUACCAUCUUGGUACUCUCAGCUGGUAUUCUGGUCCUACAGAUCCAACUAUCUCGCUUCAGUGCUUAGAUGGGAACCCCCUUGGUUAUGUCAUAGCUCUCUGCAGUCCAUUCCGUAGUUGAUUAUUCACUUAGUGCGCGCGAGUACAUUACUUAUCAUCAAACCAAUGCUCUUAUACAAGAUACCCUAGAUCUUGACGUGAAAAGGUGACAACAGUCUGCUCGGCCGCAGUGGCAUGGAU
Aspergillus ibericus CBS 121593 is the source of this 2042-nucleotide messenger RNA. RefSeq lists its product as uncharacterized. The transcript has 2 exons. The coding region runs from base 5 to 1870 and encodes 621 amino acids. Lineage: Eukaryota; Fungi; Ascomycota; Eurotiomycetes; Eurotiales; Aspergillaceae. The record is from RefSeq and is a predicted model, not a curated record.